Archocentrus centrarchus (flier cichlid) is the source of this 8584-nucleotide messenger RNA. It is a transcript of the gene gpatch8, whose product is annotated as G patch domain containing 8. The transcript has 7 exons. The coding region runs from base 3104 to 7366 and encodes 1420 amino acids. Gene Ontology annotation, cellular component: nucleus. The record is from RefSeq and is a predicted model, not a curated record. Gene Ontology annotation, molecular function: nucleic acid binding. NCBI's taxonomy places the organism in Eukaryota, Metazoa, Chordata, Actinopteri, Cichliformes, Cichlidae.
GCCUUCACUCCACUUGCACUGCUGUUGGACUCGCCGUCGUUGCUUUCAUCUGUCUGUCUGUCUAUUCUUUUGGUGCAUUCAUCUGUUCAACACCCAGUCUGCUCCUCAUCUCUGCCCUCUAACUUUUGCAGAACACAUUUUGAACUCAUCGCUUUCUCACUGUCAGCAGUUGGAACUGUUGCCUCAUACAACAUGCCUUUGCUGUUUUUUUUUUGUUUUUUUUUAAAUCUCUUAAUUAAAACACACACCCACACAAAAAAAAAGAUUUGUGAAAGGCAACACAUACAUUUUAUGGCACGUAUCUCUGAGUCUUUUUCCUAACUGCUAAAUUUUGUGCUGGAAAAAUACAUCUAACAGCAAUUGUGCAGAGGAUGAGGACGAGCCUUUCUCAGCAGUUAGUUUAGGGUGGAUAUUAUUUUCUUCUUCCCUUCCUCAUAGGUCAGCUAAUUCCCCACAUCAAUAAAUGCUUGUGUGUAGAGUCUGUUCACACUGCAAUACUGCAGUUAAGGACAGAAGCAGACCCUGUGUCAGUGACAGGAGUGGCUUUCACUGCAGCAAAUCCUGCAGAAUAAAUUCAGAGCAUGUUUUGUCCAAUACGCAUGAAGAAAUGACCUUUAGUGGCCCAGAGGCCUCUAAUUCUUAUGUUUGCUGGGCAGUCAUAAACAGUGAUUUGCUGGACUUUUUAAUUUAGCCCUCACUGUCCUGAUUUCAGAGUUGAUUCAGGCAGGCUGUCUCCAGUCGCCUUCCUACCAUGUUAGUCCCAGCACAAAUUUCUCUCUUAUCUCAUCCCACAGCGGAAAGGAUCUGACAGUUCCACAGUAUGAAAUGGAGGAGGGAGGAAAAAACCCACUAAACCAUAACAGAAACAGGAAGUGAAGAACUUUAGUCUCUCUUGAGCAUUGGAGGCAAACAUCAGCUAGAUGAUUUGGAUGAUGUAUAGUCACCAAGAUGCAAAGUACCAUUGUAGUGUUAAGAAAAAGUAUGUCACUUGUAAAGUAGCGCAAAGGAAGGCAACAGUUUGCUUUGAAAUACCAACUUAAGUAAAAACCCACAACAACAAGGAUGAAGCCAAAUGUAUCCCAAUUGCAGUCUCGUGGGCGGAGAUGCAGUGUGCACGCUGCGUGUGUGACUACCACUCCCCUUCACAUGCACUAACCCAUACAAGCCCAGCUCACCUCCACCACCCUAGAAACUCACCCUCAUCAUGGCUCAGCCUGCUCUGUUCUGCUCCCAACCUCCUCGUUUUUUUUAUUUAUUUUUUAUCAAAGAGAACUAAUUGAGCCCUGUUGAGCCAUCACUUUCCUCUCUGUGCCUGAUCCACCUGAGACUAACACAGUUGGAGUUUCGUUAAUCCGCCCACACCCCUCAGCCCGCCCCAUUCCUCUGUAUGUGUACCAUUCACAGUGCGCUACUAACACCGACGAUCCUUUUUGUUAAAACUCUUUAACAAAAAGCUGCAUGCAGUUUUUUUUUUUUUCUGUUUAAACCCCUUCACUUUCUGUUUGUGAAAGUUGAUGUCAAUCUCUUUGUGAUUAUAAAUAUCCUUUUUGUUUGGUUUGUAUGUUUUUUGGUAGAAUGCAGCACUCUGGUGAAUGUUAGACAAGCUUGGAAUAGUUAUAAUCACAACAGAAAAACACUGCUUAUUAAGAAAUCUCAUUGUUACCUGUUUAUUUGUGCUUGAGGAUGUACUGUAGUGUGUAGUGGUGGGACAGUCUUGCAUUUCACUUAAUGUUUUUGUGUUCUUGCUGACCCAUACUAGUGAUAUAACGGUCUCCGACAUGCACAGUUGGCCCCACGGUGUGCUGAGAGUUCCUGUUGUGUAUGUUCUUGCACUCCUCUAGCCUCUUUGGUUCAUUGUCAGUUGCGUGAGCUUGUGACACGUUUGUCAUAGAAAUCAUUAGUAUUAAACGAAUAGCCUUGUACACACUUUCAGGGGUCCAAAAAUAGUCUCAAGGUAUGUUUUCUAGUUUAUGAAUACUAAUGAUAUCUAUGAGAAAAUCAAAUAUAGGUCUGAAAAUGGUUGAGGCCUCACAAUUGAUAACAGACCAGAGGUGCUGGGGGGUGUCCAAAAAUAUGCACAACAGCCAUUUUUAGUAUUCUGAUGGGGCUACAUGCACACGUGUCCCUUUUUUCACCUGCACACCCACAUAUCCCCUCACACGUGCAUAAUCUAUCCACCCUGGGCCUUGUAAUGGUAAUCCAAGGCCCACUAGCUCCACUUCUGUCUCUUCCUGUUGCUAUAUUUUUUGUGACAGCUGCAUAUGUUUCAUGGUGCUCUCCUUGUCAUGGUUACAGAAUCACAGCAAGCUUGGAGUUUCUGGUCUUUGUUUUGUUAAUGCUAGAUUUCCAUACCUGUUCUGUGUCACUUUUCUUUGUGUACUGAGAUCUUGCUCUAUAGUGGUUCAUAUAUGUAUGCGUGUGAUACAUAUAUCGCCCUCUCCUGCCUCCUCCCUCCUCCUCCUCCUCCUCCUAACUUCUCAGUUAGUGGAUGUGAUUUCAUGUGUUACCCAUAUUAGUGAAAAAAUAGAAAUGCUCUUGCCCAUUUUCUCUGCCUGAUAAAGGUUUUUAAAAUGCACUCCUACUUUAGGAGGAUAUCUUGUAGUUUACAGACUACAUAUAGCCUCAUUUAUUGUUCAUAGUGGAAAUCCAACCCUUCCUCUCAGUUUCCCACCUUUUAUUCCCUCACCCCCAAACGCCCUUACCACUCUUUGUGCUGGAAGACACUGAUUAUUACACGCUGUAGGUGAUGACGAUAAUGACGAUGGUGUUGGUGGUGGUGGUUGUGCUGAUGAUGAUAGCGUGAUCUGAGUGUUUGUUUUUUUUGUUUGUUUGUUUGUUUUUUUUUGUUUAAUAUUUUUUUCCCUUUUUUUCACCCGUGCCUACGGGGUAAAGCUCCUCUUAUUAUUGGAAUAUUUUUGGUUUUUUUCUCCUCUUUUCUCUCUGCUAGGAUAACAUCGGACACCGGCUGCUUCAGAAACAUGGCUGGAAGUUGGGCCAAGGCCUUGGCAAAACCAUGCAGGCGAUUUGAUCCUGCCCAUGUUGUGCUGAUGGUAAACUUAGUGGACGUACUGACCCUGUGCCCAUUAUCCUUAAAUAUGAUGUCAUGGGGAUGGGACGGAUGGAGAUGGAGCUGGAUUAUGCAGAGGAUGCCACAGAAAAGAGGAGAGUCCUCGAAGUGGAGAAGGAAGAUACAGAAGAACUGCGGCAAAAAUACAAGGACCAGAUGGAAAAGGAAAAGGCCAUCGCAAAGGCUCUGGAAGACCUGAGAGCCAAUUUCUACUGUGAGCUUUGUGACAAACAGUACACCAAACACCAGGAAUUUGACAACCACAUUAACUCUUAUGACCAUGCUCACAAGCAGAGGCUUAAAGAGCUGAAGCAGAGAGAGUUCGCCCGUAAUGUGUCGUCACGUUCCCGAAAAGAUGGAAAGAAGCAAGAAAAGAUGCUGCGGCGAUUGCAUGAGCUUGCUGAGCAGAGAAAACAGCAAGACCGGACUCCCGGAAGUGGACCUAUGUUCAAAACAACCACAGUGGCUGUAGAUGGAGAGAAAGGAGAAGAUGGUAACAGUUUGACACCUGAGAACAGCAUGGCACAGUCUUUGGCAGACAAUGCCCUUGAAGGAUCACUGGCAGAUAAAACUGGUCAAGCCUCCCCAAAGCCUGGCCCAACCUUUAGUUUCUCUUUAGGUAAAAAUACUUCCUCACCCCCAACUUCCAGCAGUGCAUCAAAAGUCAGUGUAUCCUUCUCUUUUGCCAAGAAAGCCCCGGUAAAACUGGAAACAGCGGCUGCUGUUUUUGCUGAUCAUGGUGAGGAGGCUAUAGAAAUAGAGGAGAGCCAAGACGGAGAAAAGGCUGGAGGACAAGAGGAGACAGUGGGCUGUGGCACAGACAGCCCUAAAGGACUAUCUGGAGGAGGUGAAGGAGGAGAAGGAGGUGGUGCAGCAGGUACAGCAGGUACAGCAGGUACAGAAGAGGUGCAGCAGCCUGAUGAUGGAGGAUCCUUAGCCUCAACUCUGAACAAAUUGAAGAUGAUGAUGAAAAAGGAAGAAGGAUAUGCUGGACAAGAGCCUCAAUACUACCACUAUGUACCUCCAGCUCACUGUCGAGUAAAGCCACACUUCCAGUUCUUGCUGUUCAUGAAGGCCACUGAACAGUGCCAGAGCAAAGAUGACGAAGAUGAGGAAGAGAUGCAGGAGGAGAACAAGGCUGAAGAAAGCUCGGAACCGACAGAGAUCAGUGUUGCAGUGUGCAAGACUGAAAAAGAGCAAGGUAAUGUUCCUGCAGCUGCUGACCCAGAGACAACUCCACCAUCAGCUAAAGUAAAGGCAGAAGAGGAGAACUCCUCAUGUGCAGUAGAUGGAGCUCCUGCUGUACCAGUUUCGCCCACUCAAAAAGCAGAAACACAAGAUACCGUGGAUACAAACACAGGUCCGAAAAUGCCCACUGGCCCCUUCUUUCCAGUCCUGAGCAAAGAUGAGAGUACCACCCUGCAGUGGCCCUCGGAGCUCUUAGAAUUUACAAAAGCUCAGCCUUCCCUGUCUUAUAGCUGCAAUCCCCUCUACUUUGACUUCAAACUGUCCCGUAAUAAAGGAGUGCGUGGUGGAAAAGUGACAAAGUCCCCCAAGCCUGGUGAAGACAUUGAGGACAAGGGACAAGAGGUAACUGCUUCACCAUCUGAAGUAGAAAAAGCUACUAAACCUGGAACCAGCUCUGAUAAAGACAAGCCUGUGACAAAAGGAGAGCCUGGCCAGCCAGAAAGUGAUGAACAAAAGCCCACAACUGGCAAUAAUAGUGCAAAGAAAAAAAAGAAAAAGAAGAAGCAUAAGAAGUCUGCAAAGCACUCAAAGCGCAAAGGAAAAGAUAAAGGAGCAGCAGCAGAAGAUGCAGAAGCAGAGACAGAGGUAACACACGAAAAGCCCAAAAAGAAGAAAAAACACAAACGGAAGAAGAGCAAAAACAAGGCGCCAGAUCAAGCUGAGGCAACAGGUGAAGAAAAGGAAAAACCUAAGCCAAAGUCAGAAGAUAAAGCUGCUGCCUCCUCUGUUCAGCUGACUGGAGGAGUAGGAGCUACAGGAAACACAGGAGCAGAACUGGGGAAGAGGAAACGUGCUGCUAAGGAAGUGCCUUGCAAAUCUGGAGCAGAAGAAGGAGGGAAUGGAAAAAGUACUGACAAGGCCAACUCCUCCGAGGAGCACAGUGGCGCCAAAAGACAAAAGACUGACACCAGUGCAUCUCAAAGUGCCUCCUGCUCCACCUCAGCCCAAAAAAGUCCUGGUUCUGGUAGACCUCCCAGUAGUGAGAGUGAAGAGGAAGGGGGCUCUAAUACCCAGCGCUCACGUCAUCACAGGUCAAGCCCGAGAGAACAGCGCCGCCACCACAGCGAAGAAUCAGGGCGGUCCUGCAGCCGCUCAUCAAGACGGGGGGAACGACGGGGCAGCAGUCGCCGGCAUCAUCGUGGCCAGACCUCGCAUAGUCGCUCUUACUCCAGCAGCUCUGAGCGCUCCUCAGCAGGCAGCAGUGCCUACAGCCACCGUAGUCGAAGCUACUCGGACAGCUACAGCGACUACAGCACAGAAGGUCGCAGACGAAGGCACUCCAAACGUUCAUCAGACUCAGAGUAUGAGCGUAGGAGUAGCCGAGGACGUAGACGAUCCAGGAGGCAUCAGUACUCAUCUUCCUCUUCAGAAGACUCCCGCUCUCGUUCGCGCAGCUACAGCCGCAGAAAGAGGCACAGACGGCACCAUCGGAGCAGCUCCAGAAGCUCCACCAGCUGGAGCCGCAGCACAAGUGCAAGAUCCUGGAGGCGGAGCUACAGUCGUAGCUACAGCUCCGCUAGCCGCUCCUCUAGUUCAAACAAGGGCUCUCCUCACAGGCGAAGUGCCAGGGGUCGAGAGGACAGUGACACGCAUCGCAGAGACUUCAACCGUUCACGCAUCUAUCGCUCCCAGUCUCCACGCUCUUCUUCAUCUCGAGGCCUUAACCGCAACACCCAUUCAUCCAGCUCGCUGGGUCUGAGGCCAGGGGGGUCUCGAGAUGCAGGAGAACAGAAAAACACCCUAACUGCUCGGCAGCUGUUGGAGAAGGUUCAGUCCAAGAAAAACUCUGAAGAUUCUACCACAGGAACAAAAUCUGGCAUUAAGAUUAAGGACCCACCGCAGGGCUAUUUUGGUCCAAAACUACCCCCAUCCCUUGGAAACAAAGCCAUGCUUCCACUUAUUGGUAAGCUGCAGGCAGGGAAAAAGCCAACAAUUCCUCUAACCAGACCUGAAGAGGGAGAGAAAUCAGGGACAGGGAAGAGUUCUGAAGCUGAAGGAGAGGUUAUCCUAGUAGAGCCUAUAAGGGAGUUCCCACCUCCACCACCGCCUCCAGCUCCACCAGUUCAGAAGGUUGAGGAAGCCCCACAGAGCACAGUGGCACAAGAAGAGACACAGCACCCUGCUACAGAAGACCAGGUGCACCAAGAAACCAGGCCAAUGUUCGAACAAGAGACUUCCAUGAUGUUACCCCAGUACCAAGGAGAGUCAGGACAGGACCCUUCUCAGAACCCCAUGAUGGAGUCCAUGAUGCCUGAAAUGCAGCAGCAGCAGGCCGCAAUGCAUGCCUAUCCUGGUUACCCACCACCCAGCUUGGAGGAGGAUGGCAUGGAAGCAGAGGAGGAUGGACUGGCUCCUUUGGAGAGUCAGCCCAUUACAUUCACACCAGAGGAGAUGGAGAAAUACAGCAAGCUGCAGCAGGCUGCACAACAGCACAUUCAGCAGCAACUUUUGGCCAAGCAGGUCAAGACUUUUCCCUCAGCUGCUGCAGCAGCAGCUGCUGCAGCGGCAGCGGCCAAUUUGGCCCCUGCUCCUCCCCCUCCGGCCUUGCAGCAGAUCCACAUUCAGCAGCCAACUGUGUCCGUAGCUUCUGGCACAUCCAUCACCACAGUGCAACACGCCAUCCUUCAGCACCAUGCAGCCACCGCGGCAGCAAUGGGCAUCCACCCAGCUCACCCCCACCAUCCACAUCCAGCACAUGCCCAAUUAGCCCAGGUGCAUCAUAUUCCCCAGCACCACCUUACCCCCAUCUCCCUGUCUCCUCUAGGCCCCUCACUUGGUCAUUCUCUGGGACACUCACUGGGACAUGCAGGUUUGAUCCCUGCCCAUCCAACAGCCUUCCUCUCUGGUCAGCCAAUACAUAUUAUUCCUGCUUCUGCACUUCACCACACCCCCUUAGCUCUCCACCAUGUUCCACACACAGCCCUCUAUCCCACGCUUUUCACACCCCGACCCUCACAGGCUGCAGCAGCAGCAGCCCUUCAGCUCCACCCACUUCUACACCCAAUCUUCUCAGGACAGGACCUCCAGCACCCUCCUAACCAUGGCUCUUGAGAACUAAUGAAAAUGAAAAUGUUCACAACCAACCACUAAAUGACGUAACCUGAACUGUCUUUGUUUAGGGUUUUUAAAUAGUCUAUGUGACAUCACGCAGGCCGUAAUAUGGGAAUCUUAUGAGACCCAUUUACUGGCCUCCACAGUGCAGCAAGUUGCCACAAAGUGGUUAAGACCAUUGGAUUUAGAAUCGACACUUAAUAUUUUCUCCUGGUACAUGUGAGAUUUUUUUUUCUCAUGUUUUCCUUUAUUUCUUUUUAAGACUGUAGACUUCCUCUAGACAUUGGCUUAUAUUCCAAGUUGGGGAAUAGUAACAGCCUCAGAAACUACUGGAGCUUUUUUUUUUCUUUCCCCCUCUCAUUUUGGCAGCCAAAGAGAUACAUGAUGGCUAAAAGUAAAAGCAAAAUCAUUUUUAUAAUUUGAGAAAAAGUGGUUUUGUUCUGGAGAUGAACUUUUUCAACUGUGUAAUCUAAUUUUCUGAGAUGAAGAUUCAUAAUUACUGAUCUCUCAUUGUGUUUUCAAAUGACUACUCACUCUCUAUUGGGUUAUUGGUUUAAAAAUAAUUUGUAAUGCAGUAACUUGUACAUAGAUUAGUGUGUAAUGUGAAGAAACUCACCAGUGACAGCCAUAUAAAAUAACAGAUAUGGUGUCCAAAGUAGUAUGACAUUAUGAUACAAGAGGCCCUCUCUGAACUAGGGGAAAUGUGAUGAAGGGGUUUAACUCUCCUGAAUACUCUGAAGCAAAGCUCGUGUUCCCUGAGGUGAGGGUACAUCUGAAUCAAUUGCACUGAAAUCUGUACAUCGAGAUGGUGCCUGUGCAUCAUAUAAAGAAAAGAUUGUAGUAUACUGCAAUAAUUGUAUUUUUUUUGUUCUUUUUUUUAAAUUAUUUUCCAAACUGCUCUUCAAAGGGAGAGCUGUGUUUGGCUUUUUUGUGUAAUUUUGUAAAUAAAACUGCUGUAGAUUAACCUAUUAAUGUUCUAGUGGGUUGACACUGCUGUUUGUGGGGGUGGGGGGGAGAGAAACGACAGGUUGGAUGGGAGCUGGACACACGUAUUUUAUCACAGUUGUUUCUAAUUCAUCCCUGCCGGGGUGGCCAAACAGUGGUGAUCUGUUUUAAAAAAAGAAAAAGGAGAAAAAAAAAAAAGUAGCAACUCUGUAUUUUUUAAAGACUUAACUCUGUUUCAGCAAAUAAAAUCUUGAGUUUGUGUGUCUUUUUCCA